Diaporthe citri is the source of this 1524-nucleotide messenger RNA. RefSeq lists its product as uncharacterized. Gene Ontology annotation, molecular function: protein kinase activity; ATP binding. Bases 1 to 1524 code for a protein of 507 amino acids. The transcript is spliced from 3 exons. Gene Ontology annotation, biological process: spliceosomal complex assembly; regulation of mRNA processing; protein phosphorylation. The record is from RefSeq and is a predicted model, not a curated record. Lineage: Eukaryota; Fungi; Ascomycota; Sordariomycetes; Diaporthales; Diaporthaceae.
AUGGGUGAAGCCCCAAGCAACUACGUGUCUGGCAAGUUCUAUGCGGUACACCUGGGAGAUGUCCUCGGUGGUCGCUACGUUGUCUUUCGAAAGCUGGGCACGGGAUCACAGUCCACCAUUUGGCUAGCGAGGGACAAGCAUGCAUCAGAUCAACGCUUCGUAGCGAUCAAAGUCUUCGGCGCGAGAACAAGUGAGACCGAACUCAAGCUCGCCGAGCUCUUGCGGCCCUGCGACCGAACUGGAAAGAAACACGUAGAAAUGGCACUUGACUCAUUCGUGGUUCACGGCCCAAAUGGGGAUCAUUUCUGCAAGGUGCUUGAGCCGUUAGGCCCCUCGCUGGCUUCCGUCCUCGAGAUUGCUUUUGAAAGGCGCGCGAGACUCAACGAGCCGGAAUCCUGGCUGGGCAAGGCUUCGGAGGGCGACCUGUGGUCAGCCAGCUUCGCCAAAAGAGCCUGCUGGCAGAUCCUGCUAGGUCUUGAUUACCUGCACAGCCAACACGUCGCACACCGAGACAUUCAGCCAGCAAACGUCUGUGUAGCUUUGCGGUACAGCCUCAACUCGCUCAGCGAAAACGAGAUUCAGAAAGCUGUCUGGCCGGCUGACGUAGACUCGGCAGCGGAUAACAAGGCCACCCAAGAUAACGAGGACCAGUCGGACCAAGAUUCGGAUGAUGACUCGGAUUCUGAUGAUACUUCAGAGGGAGGGGAGGAAGACUGGCGGAGAAAAUUUGAAGAACACAAGAGAGCCGACGAGGAGCAAUGGAAAGCGACCGAGGUGGGCGACCCGCUCGCCGAGCCCCACUCUGCUGAGUGGGACAAGGCAAACUUCUUCAACACACGGCAUAAUAUCGAACUCUUACACCGGAGUGACGGCAGGCCUCUGGGGCCAGGUGAAAUGCACUAUACGGUAGCUGCAACGCCUCUCGAAGACGCAUCAGAUGUCGAACAAGCCACGCGGGCGGACGAGCCAUUCAGGCUCGUCCUGGUUGAUCUCGGCUUCGCCUGUGCCUUUUCAGAAUGCGAGAAACUGCCGCUGCGCAACCUGUCAGACUUUCGACCACCGGAGACCUUGAUCGGUGUGCCAGCAACACACGCGGCCGACAUCUUUUCCCUGGGCCUGCUGUUCUGGGAGGUCGUCAUGCUCCGCCGACUCGUCGAGACGCGGUUUGCCGCGGACGACCCGGAGCGCAUUUACCAAAAGAACCGGCUCAUGCGUGACCUGGCCCAGCGCCUCGGUCCGGUCACGGCCUCUGUACGGGCCCGGUGGCGCGAUGCGGCGGAGUUCGUGGACACGGAGGGCAACGCGUUGGACAUACAGGAACAUGACCAACAGGUGUACGAGCCGGAUGACUUCGAGUACGGCGAUAUUUGGCACCACGCCAAGAUUCGGAAACCUUGGGACAUGUCGGACCGUGAGAUGGAAGUCUUUGUGGGGCUGAUCCAGGCGAUGCUGCAAUGGGAUCCUGAGUCACGGCCGUCAACGAGAGACUUGCUCCAGCACGAGUGGUUCAAGGACUUGUAUUGA